AUAAGGACGCUACCGGCGCGCUCGGUCAAUUUUUAGUCAACGCUGCGACGCGAUCGCCGAUUCAAUCGUCUCUCCGGCAACGAUGCCGAACAAAGAGCACUCUUCAUUAUAAUUUUUCAGUCGCAGCAGUCGCGCAGUGUCAGGUUUUCGUUUCUUCUAUUGAGGCUGUAUAAUACGGAAAAAGUUGUUGGCGUGUUGUUAUUUUUAGGUCUGCUCACAAGCUGCGCAUAUGCACGGUCAAUGUUGCACUCGAUGUGCCUCUAUUUGACGCGUGACACUUUUUUAUCGAACUAACACAGAUAUAGAAUAAAAAGCCCGAAGCGAUUGCUAAUAGAACAUUUUUAAGUUCGUUAUCUCUGCCGCUGUCUGAAAGGCAAACUUGCAAGCAGUCACCGUUGAAACGUCGUUAGUAAUCGUAUAGAGAGAUAGAAAAGCUGCCGGCACAAGGCAACGGUGCGCAAGAAUCAGCAGCAGCAGCAGCAGCGAAAUGGCUUGCUCGCGGUCCGCUGGCCUCUGGCUCUUGGCGACUGCUCUGCUCCUCGGGGCGAGCCACGGCUUCAACGGCGAGCUGGCCGAGCAGGAGUGCCCGGUCGACUGUCACUGUCACUACUUCCGCAUCAAUUGGGUCACCGACUGCUCCGAGAGCAACCUCACGGCCAUUCCGCACGACGGCUUGAGCCAGAACGUUUACGUGCUCGACAUGAACGGCAACAACGUCGAGCACAUCGAGCCCUUCCCGGCCGACAUCAAGCUGCGCAAGCUCCAAGUCGCCCACAACCGGCUCACCGAGCUCAAGUACGAGUCUUUCGCCGGACUCACCUAUCUCCUCGACGCCGACUUCUCCUACAACAAUAUCAAAUACGUCGAUCCAGACGCGUUUCGGGAUAGUCCAGGAUUAAUAACUUUGGAGCUGCAGCACAACCCGCUGACGGAGGUCGACGGAUUCUUCCUGAACAGCCGACCGCUCAUGUACCUGGACCUGAGCAGCUGCGGCAUUCGUCGGCUCAACGAGCAGUUCUUCCACAACACCAAGGACCUGAACAAGCUCGACCUGUCGCACAAUCCGCUGGGUCGUCUCGAGCGGGGUCCCCUGGACCACCUGCCGAAUCUCGAGUACCUGAAGCUGGCCUCGUGCAACAUCAGCCACGUGGCGUCGGACGCGUUCGCGCGACUCGAGAAUCUGCGCGAGCUCGACCUCGGCGACAACAUGCUCGGCGGCAUCGACUGGUCGGGCGUGCUGGCCCCGAUGAUGCGUCUCGAGCACCUCGACAUCCGGCGGACGCGCAUCCGCAAUCUGCCCGGCGACGCCUUCAGCCGCAACCUGUACCUGCGCCAGCUGGUGCUGGCCGACAACGAUCUGCACCACCUGAACGUGGCCGAGACCCUGGGCCACAAUCUGCACUCGCUGCAGUCGCUCGACCUGUCCAACUGCAAUCUGCAGGACCGCCUGUCCGAGGAGGCCUUCCGCAACGCCAGCAAGCUGCGAGUGCUCAAUCUCAGCGGCAACCCCAUGUUCGCGGCCGACCUCACGGCCGUGCUGCAGCACCUGCCGCGGCUCCACAAGCUCUCCCUGAGCAACUGCAGCCUGCGCCGGCUGCCCGACGCCUUCGAGAGCCUCGAGACCCUGGCCGAGCUCGACAUCUCGCACAAUCCGCUGGCCGACGCGUUCGUCCGGCUGCUCAAGCCCCUGAGGUCGCUCGAGUUCCUGGACAUGUCGUACUGCAGCCUCGGCCACGUGGGCAACAACACCUUCGCCCUCAUGACGGAGCUGCGCCGGCUGGUCAUGUCCGGCAACAGCCUGCACACCCUCGAGAGCGGCCUCUUCGCCAACCUGACGCGCCUCGAGGUCCUCGAGCUGGACGACUGCGGCCUGCGCGGGCCCCUCAACGCCCGCCUCUUCGGCGAGCAGACCGAGAGCAACGUGGUCGAGCUCAAGCUCAGCAGGAAUCCGCUGACCCUGCCCGAGGACGGCUCGCUGCUGCCCAAACAGCUGGCCGCGCUCUCGAGCCUCGACCUCUCGCACUGCGGCUUCGCUCGGCUCAACGACAAUCUCUUCCUGCGCACCCGCAACCUCACGAAUCUCAACCUGGCCAACAAUCGGCUGGCCGACCUCGAGGCUCUGGCCCCGCUGCGCAAGCUCCGCCAGCUCGAGCACCUCGACCUGUCCAACAACAAUUUGAGCAGCGUCAGUCCGCGCGUCUUCAAGGCCAACUCGCGUCUGCUCAGCCUCAAUCUCAUUGGCAAUCCCUUCGUGUGCAACUGCUCGAUCGUCGACAUGUGGGACUGGGCCGUGCAGGUGAAGAACGACCUGGACGUGCUGGUGGGCAGCCAGCCGGCCCAGUACAGCACCGGCUCGACCAAGCUGCGCAAGACCCUCAGCUGUGCCUACGACCCGGUCACUUAUCGCGCCAUUCUCGAGCAGAACAAGGCCGGGGGUCAGUCCAAGCCCUUCGUGCGCAAGGCCGACCAGACGCCCAACAGGACCUGGGCCAAGUACAUACGCGAGAGCCAGUGCGGUGGUCGGCGCUCAUGAUACGUCCUGCCCACGCCUCUUCAGGAUGGACCCGACAAGCCCUCCCGAGUCGAGCUCUAACUUCAAGCUUCGUUUCCUAUUACCCUCCCGCUGGUCUAGAUUGCGUCAUUUUCAACGCAAUACAUCAGUAAAUUUAAAAUUAUGGCCAUACAAAUAACAAUAAGUUAAAUAAUGUUCGACUCAAAAAAGAUUAUUGUAUACUUUACGUCAAAAAAUCUAUUCAAAGCAGAGCCAAUUUUUAACAAAUUGUUAAAAACAAUAAUAUAUUGCAGUAUAUACUAUACCUUUUAUGCCAUAGAGUGGCAUUCAACAAGCCACAUAAAAGUAUUUUAUUUUUAAGAACAUUUUUGUAGAUUAGUUUGUAUGGUUGAAUAUUAACUGUACCAAUGCCUUAAGCUAAGAACUAAUGAAUAUUGUGAAAUUCAUUGACAUUUUAAUUAAUUAAACUGUUAAAGUCAACGUUGUUUUUCAUCACAGUUUUUCUUCAUAAAACUGUACAAAAAAUCGAGUUUAUAGAUGAAAAAUAUUUGUAGACGUUGAAAUCAUUAGUAUUGUAUGAAAACAAUAUGGUUUGUUAACAAGAAAAUUCAUAAUGCAUGCGUGAACAAUUUCUUUAUCCAAUUCAAACAUAUCUACGUGAAAAAUAUCAUUUGAAUUGUAAACUUUGCAAUAAUGUAAAAGUGUAUGAGCACAAUUCAACUAGUUUAAACUUGUCUGUAACGCGUUGAAAUAAAACAAUACAGCCAAUACAUUUUAUAUGCAGUAACUAUGAUGCAACAUAGUAUUUGUUGAAGCGAAAAAGAUUGUAUAACACUUUAAUUAAAGAAUUAAUUGAUUUUCCAUUGCUUGAAAUAAUAGAAACCCUUGUAAUUGUACACGCAAUGACGUCAGUCGAGUCAUAUUUCAAAAAGAAUAGAGUUACGACUUUAGAUUAUUUAUUGAUUUCAAAGUUUGUACGCGUGUUAAGCGAUGAAAUAAAAAUAAAUUUUUUUCAUUUAUUCUUGUAGAUAUGUAAAAACGAAAAUUCAUUUAUGACGAAUGAAGCUACUUUGUAACAUGUAUAGGCUCACGGUGACAAAAAGACAAUUGCAUCGACUGUGAUUAAUCUUUAUGCUCACGUCUGUAAAUGUAUAAGACUGUAUUUAAUAAAUGAACGCCAUAUCUUUCUCUUAAAAUUGGA
Molecule: messenger RNA, 3713 nt
Organism: Trichogramma pretiosum
Lineage: Eukaryota; Metazoa; Arthropoda; Insecta; Hymenoptera; Trichogrammatidae
Product: protein artichoke-like
Exons: 3
Coding region: 488-2533 (681 amino acids)
Molecular function (GO): protein binding
Source: RefSeq, a predicted model, not a curated record